Molecule: messenger RNA, 1479 nt
Organism: Anisakis simplex (herring worm)
Lineage: Eukaryota; Metazoa; Nematoda; Chromadorea; Rhabditida; Anisakidae
Source: the annotation of a GenBank genome assembly
UCCAUAGUGAAUGCUGAUGACGACUCGGGGCAAUUUCCGCCCGAUCUAUUCUCAGUGGAGGAACGUCGUAAGGGUGCAAUUAUACUUCAUGUCAUCGGACUCGGGUACAUGUUUAUUGCAUUAGCGAUUGUGUGCGAUGAAUUUUUUGUGCCCUCGCUGGGUGUUAUCACUGAUAAAUUGGCCAUCAGUGAUGAUGUCGCAGGUGCGACUUUUAUGGCGGCUGGUGGUUCUGCGCCGGAAUUCUUCACAUCUGUGAUAGGCGUUUUUAUCGCACAAAACAAUGUUGGCAUUGGAACAAUCGUUGGCAGUGCCACUUUCAACAUUCUUUGCGUUCUCGCGUGCUGCACCAUUUUUUCACAUGGUGUUCUUCACCUAACAUGGUGGCCUUUAUUCAGAGAUGUUGCAUUUUAUAUUAUUGCAUUACUGAUGUUGGUUAUCUUCUUUCUUGACGAAAAGGUAUCAAAAGUAUCUUCAUCCAAAACCGCAACUGCAGCAGUUAUCGCUGAUGGAAUUAUUGAGCGAACUUCGUUAGAAGCGAAGAACGAUGCGGCGAGAGUGAAUGAAACGUUUGAACCGAAUACAAGAUCGGGAUCGUUGGUGUACGGCAGACCACGUGCAUCAGCGUCAUACAGACGACGUCAAUCAAUUCCGAUACUUCAUUCAGGCGCAAUGUUCCGCAAUGGUAUUAUGCAGCUGAUGUCGCACGGUUUGGAUCCACUUCGAGAAGGUGAUUUCGAAGAUUGGGAAGGUGAUGAGAAUGGUAAUGCGCAAAGUGAUUCAGUAGCGGUGAGCGACGAUCAGAAUCAACGAUCGACUUUGAAUUCAAUGAAGAAAGAUGUGAGUGCUUAUAAGGUGGCUAAACAACAGAAUGUUGCUACUGUCCGUCGAGUAUCUGUCAAAAGAAGAUCAUCGAUAUGUCCAAAUAUGGCCACUGUCGAAGAAAUUAAAUCGAUGCUGGACGAAGGUGAAGAAAAGCCGUUGGAUAUGACAUGGCCAGAAAAGUGUCAUCGAAAGAUCAUCUUUUUGCUGCUUUCACCGAUUCUCUUUCCGCUCUGGGUCACACUUCCCGAUGUUCGAAUUGAGAACUCAAAAAAAUGGUUUCCGUUAACUUUUAUUGGCUCUAUUCUUUGGAUAGCGUUUUAUUCCUAUAUUAUGGUGUGGAUGGCUAAUACGAUCGGAGAGACAGCUGCGAUUCGAACUGAGAUAAUUGGACUAACAAUUUUAGCUGCUGGAACAAGCAUUCCAGAUCUGAUAACCAGUGUUAUUGUCGCUCGUAAAGGUCUCGGUGAUAUGGCAGUGUCAAGCUCUGUUGGUAGCAAUAUUUUCGAUAAUAUAUUUCCGUGUCCAGCAACUGCCAUUUCAAAAUGGAAAAUGAAUAAACUAUUCGGUGUCAUAAUGAUUAUAUCAUACGUCGCAUUUUGUGUUCUAGCGAUAUCACUCGAAACUGGUCGUUUCGUUUGUCCACUCAAAUUCUGCUGA